Adineta steineri is the source of this 2280-nucleotide messenger RNA. The record is from the annotation of a GenBank genome assembly. NCBI's taxonomy places the organism in Eukaryota, Metazoa, Rotifera, Eurotatoria, Adinetida, Adinetidae.
AUGAAUCAUAAUCAAGCAAAUUUCUUGUAUUCAUUAAAACCAUUGACAUCCAUUCAAUUACCGGACACUUCACAAAUAAUAACAACAUGUGAAAUUAAAGAAAUAUAUGAUAAAAUUAUUCAAUUACAAACAAAAAUUACUGAUAAUGUUUUUCAGUGGGAUACAACUGAACGACAAGAAUUUUGGUUAUCUAUUAUGGAUAUAUGGAUUGAAUUAACAAAGCAAAGUGCUAAUAUUACUUAUAAUAAUUUAUAUCUUUUAACUGAUUGUUUUAAUAGAAUAUCAGCCUUAUGGCAGCAAUGUGUAGAAUCGAAAUCAAUUAUUGAUAUCAAUGAUAAUCACACUAUUGAAAAAGCAUUUUCAUCUUGUUUAAUGAUGUUAGAUAUAUCUCAUAUUCAUAAUUAUCUAUGUAAAAUUGAUGAAAUAUCAAAUGAAACCAUUAUUCCAUUUAAUGUUCAUCUUAUUUUAUCAGUUGCUAGUUAUUUUGCCCGUUAUCUUUCAUCGAAUCAUAGUUGGAUAUUUAAUGAUCGAAUGAGAGUAUUAAUUAUAUUAAUAAAUUAUGUAGAACAAAGAAUAAAAUUAAUUAAAACACUUUCAGGAUCAAUUGUUGAAUGUAUUAUAAAUCUCUUUUGGAAUCUUAGUGAUCGAAUAUUUUUAGUACCAAUAUUAGUUCAGAUUAAUCUACCAAAGAAUAUCGUAAACUGGUUAUCAUAUUCAUAUGAACAUUGCGUAUCAUUUAUUUCUAUAAUACAUAAUCUAUCACGUCAUGAUGAAGGAGUUGAUGCACUUAAUAAAUGGAAUACGAUUGAAAUUAUUAAAAAUUAUCAAAACGAAAAAUCAUUUAUGAUAAAUAUGGAAAGAUUAUUAUUAAUAUCGAUGAUUUUAGCACAAUUAUCUUCACCUGAACAACUUAAAUGUGAUAAAAGAAUUAUGAAUGGUGUAUUAAAUGAAUUAUUACAACGAACAAUGAAUGCAGCAAAAAAUGAAAGCUUUUCGGAUGAUACUGGUUUUCAUAUUAGUGAAUUUUUAGCUGUUAUGGUUAAAUUAUUUGUUGUAGAAGAACGUACACUUGAUUAUAUAUUAUGUCAUGCUGAAACAGAACCAUCAUCAGAUUUAUCAUCAGUAAUUCAAUUAUUUACUUCACUUCUUAUGUCAUUUAAUGAUGCAUUAAAUAAGCAAAAUCAACUUGAACAAUUAACAUUAAUUAUAAUUGUUAAUAUUCUAUGGAGUAUUUCAUUUCAAACACAAUAUCUUCAAGAAUUAAUAAUUAAUAAUAAAGAAGCUCUACUUAUUAUUGAAAGCUUAGCCGAAAAUAAUAAUAAAGAAGUAAUUAAUCAAUAUAAACCUCGAUCAAUAGAAAGUAUACAUGUUGCUGGUCGUGGAAUAAUUCAUAAUAUUCAAAAAUAUUCGGAAUCUCAUACUGUAUUAAAUCAUAUACAAAAUGAAAUAACUAAUAAACAAUCGAUAAAAAGUGUUAAACCAUCUGUAAUGAUAAGUUAUUCGCAUGAUAAUAAAAUAUUUUGUGAUAAACUUGUUGAUUUUUUAUCAACUAAACAAAAUGUAUUUGAUAUGUGGAUUGAUCAUAUGAAUUGUCACACAGCUUCUGAUCUUUGGGAAUCAAUUGCUAUUGGAAUAGAACAAGCAAAUGUAAUUGUAUGUCUUAUAUCGAAUUAUUAUUUUGAAAGUAAAUCAUGUCGUCAAGAAUUUGUCUAUGCAACAGAUACACUUCAUAAAUUAAUUGUUCCUGUUCUUUUAGAAAAAUUUAAACCUAAAGGAUGGUUAGGUAUUCGAAUUCCUGGUAUUAAAUAUGUACGUUUUCAAAAUAUCGAAGAGUUAGAUCAAUUAAAGUUGAUGGAUUUAUUAGAUACAAUUCAAGCAACUCUUUCGUUAACUAUGUCUCCUAUUGAUAAUUCAUCUACACUUCAACAGAAAGAAUAUUACGAACCAACAGCAUCAUAUUUACAUACAGUUCCUACUUCCAAUCAUCGACUACGAAUUAAUCAAUGGUUAUUAGCAUCAAAGGAUGAUAUUGACGCAUGGUUUUCUCAUCAUCACAUUUCAACACAAUUAUGUGAUCUUUAUGAUUUUCAAACAGGUCAAGAAAUGCUUCAUUAUGGUAAACAACUGAUUCAGAAUUAUGAUAAACAUCUAGAUAUCUAUUCAAAAGCAUUCGUUAAAAAAUAUAAUGGUGAUGAAUUACUUCCACAUGAAUUUCAACGAUUUACUGAAGCUAUUAAAGAAUUACUUGAAAACAAUAUGACAUCUGUUGUUUCUUCUUAA